This is a messenger RNA of Ochlerotatus camptorhynchus, 3806 nucleotides long. It is a transcript of the gene sqa, whose product is annotated as spaghetti-squash activator. Lineage: Eukaryota; Metazoa; Arthropoda; Insecta; Diptera; Culicidae. Gene Ontology annotation, cellular component: nucleus. Gene Ontology annotation, molecular function: ATP binding; protein serine/threonine kinase activity. Gene Ontology annotation, biological process: positive regulation of apoptotic process; protein phosphorylation; intracellular signal transduction. Bases 552 to 3260 code for a protein of 902 amino acids. The record is from RefSeq and is a predicted model, not a curated record. The transcript has 9 exons.
AUCAUUCGAUAUUGUUGCCUGGCGGACGCAAACCACAGGAGCCCGAGAACUAGCGCGUGAAAAAUAAGAUGAUCGCGAGUUUCGACGGUGGAAAAUAGGAAAUAAACGAAGAAGAAUCUAAAGUGCAACUGUGUGAUCUAGCGAGCGAGAAAGAGAAAGAGCGAAGAAAAUUUUUGCUUCUCGUUUGGGGAAAAAUCAUACUUGCUAUUAUCGAUAUAGGAAAAAACCGGAAUCUGUGGGCAACAUUGCGAUUAGUGGAUCUACAUAGCGGCGUUAAAAAGAGCCGAGAAGACUGGGUUUUCAUCAAUUGAAAACCCAAAUAAGUGCCAAACCAAGUCGUAUAGAACCGGAAGUGAAGUGAUAGCUUUAGUCCCGUACAUAAACGCUACAUAGUUACCGAGGCAUUUCGACAAAGACCAGGACGUCGGUGGAAAUAUUUAUAUAUUUUAGCACCUUCGUUCAGCGCCAAGGCAGCAGCAGCACCAGUUUUCAGUUUCGUCUGAAAAGAGAUUAACAACAACAACAACAAUAAAAACAAAACUCACGUAAAAAUGAUUCACGUGGACGAAACCGACCCCGUUGGUGAUGUGCCACCGCCAUUUCCUUAUCGUGAGGUUCAGAUUGAGCGCGGCGUCGAUGCCAAACAGCUGUACGAGCUGAGUACCGAAAUUGGAAGAGGCAAAUUCGGAGUCGUACAUAUCUGCAAGGAAAAAUCCACCGGCACUCGGCUGGCGGCCAAAUUCAUUCAGAUCGUCAAAAAAGGUGAUCGACGGAACAUUGACCGCGAAGUUCACAUGAUGAAUGUCCUGCGUCAUCCAAAAAUUGCUCAGCUGUACGGAGCCUACGAAUUCGACCGCACCUUCUGCAUGGUUAUGGAAUUAGUUGAGGGAGGCGAGCUGUUCGAUCGCGUACUGGACGAUAAGUUCAUCCUAACGGAGAAGGCUUGUUCCAUCUUCAUGCGACAGAUUUGCGACGCCAUUCAGUACAUCCAUAGCAACAACAUUGUGCACUUGGAUCUGAAGCCGGAAAAUAUCCUCUGUCUCACGGAGAGUGGGAACCGGAUAAAGAUUAUCGAUUUUGGUCUGGCUCGUGAGUACGAUCCAGACAAUAAGUUGCAAGUGCUGUUCGGUACGCCGGAAUUCGUAGCACCGGAAGUGGUAAACUUUGAGGCGAUCUCCUUCGCGACCGACAUGUGGAGUGUGGGCGUUAUCGCUUAUGUGCUGGUGUCCGGCCUUUCUCCCUUCGCUGGCGAAGAUGAUAUUCAAACCAUGGCAAACAUCACGAUAGGCCGAUAUGAUUUCCUGGAUGAAGCAUUUGACACCGUUUCUGAAGAAGCGAUAGAUUUCAUCAACCGCUGUUUGGUCAAAGACCAGAAGGAACGACUCACCGCAGAGCAAGCGCUGAAGCACAAAUGGAUCAAACGAAAACCGCAAUACUAUCCGACAAAUCGACGACCUUCAAUCACCACCUUCAAGCCAGUGCUGUUAGAAACCAACAAUAACAACAACAACACGUCCGACGCCGAAAUCGACAAAGAGAACCUCAAGGAACUGGUCUCCAAGUGGAACGAGAACCCGAACAAUCGCUACGCCUUCGAACAGGCAACGGAGAAUGUCAUCUCGCCCAGUGGAGAAACGGUUCAAAUCAGACGCCCAGAUGCUGGCAGCCGGAGGGGCAGCUUAGCUAGAGGCGACGAAGACCCGUUGCUAUUGUCCCCAUCAUCGUCAACUUCCUGCUGUUCGUCUUCGUCACCACUCUCAUCGGAAGUGAGCGCUACUAACAUGCAACAACCAAAUAGUGAGAGUUUCAUCAAUUCCCCGCCACCAACCCCUGUCUCAUCUCGCCCUGCACUAGUACCGCUAGAAGUAGUAUCUAACAUCACAGAGCCGAGUGCCGGGGGUACCAUCAUCUGCGGUAGCGAAAUUACCUCCAACACUAGCAGCCGUAAUUGCAAUAAUAGUAGCAAUAGCAUAAGUACUUUUAGUAGCUUUGAGCGAGCACCACCUGCAGUUCAAUCACCACAACACGGAAUGUCGUCACCAUCUGAUCACCAUUCUCGUUCAUUUUUCUCAGAUCAUCACUCACAAUCCCAGCAAGCCCAGCCGACCACCAUCGGUAGCCAAACGACACCGAUGGAGAUGGUGGUUAUGCCAACCAAGGUCAAGGUAUGUCAUGAGUUACGAAUGCUCUCCGAUUUACUAAAACUAUCUACCACUAUCCAAUCGAAGGAACCCGUGCCCGAAACCCACCCGAAACAAUCACCCCUACAAGAAUCCCAACAACCACAGACACAGAACAAUACUACACUGAAUAAUGGAUCAAGCACACCUGUCACCCCACUAAGCCCUACCACUCUCAGCACGGCCGAACUGGACACGGACCUGGAGAGUAUUAAAUCCAAGGUGAAAACCAAAACGUCCAAGGCGCAGAUCAAGUUAAACGAACUAGCGCAGCAACCAGAGUUCCUCUCGAACGAAACCUUCAAACUGCAGACGUUCAAGUUCCUACCGAAAUCGAUCAGUCUAUGCAACGACGAUUCAGUAUUCAAAGAUAACUACACCAAGUUCUGUGAUCGCAAUGCAAUUUUGAAACCUCCUCACCUUCAAGAAUCAGAACCGUCCACGACGUCCUCCGAGGAAGUGACUUCCAGCAACACCACCACGACAACCGAAGUCUCCGAGGGCACCAAGGUGACCGUAACUAAAACAACCAAGACUACCAAAACGGGACCCGACGGAACGAAAACCGUUACCGUUCGGAAGACGAUCGUCAAACAGAAGAAGAUCACCGACGAAGACACCGACAAGGGCAAGCUCAAGACCCAAGGCAAUCUUAGCAAGCAGGACCAACCACAGCCUGCAGCCACCGUGAAACGAACCAAGUUCCGUGUCAACCAAAUGAGCAGCCGUGACGUUCCCGUCGCGAUCAACAACGUGGCCAAGCGGUAUCUCGAACAGAACCGAUUAAUCAGCACCGAGUCUGCCACCGUUCCCAAGGAUGACUGCAUUGUCAAGAAGAUUCACCACAAAACCAGCCUCAACCAUUUCCAACAGCAAACAACAUCGCAAACGGAAACCACCAACAAUUUGAAAAAUUCGAUGAAAACUCGCAGCAUUUCCGUCGAUUGGGAUGCCGUAAAUGCGGUGGAAAACCGAUCGAUGAAAACGAUCAAUUCCUUCCUGAGGCGCACAUCGGCAUCCACUGCCAGCUCGGCGGUCAAACAAAUCCAAGCACAAAUCGAGGCUGGUAUUCACAAAUAAGUCACGCUGCAACUCGAGUCGUUUUCUAAUGUUACGCUUAAAUUCCAUUCAAUUGUCAUCGUUUUCACCAAUUUGUACGUGUGCGCAUCUGUUUAACAAUACGGUGUAAUGUGAAAGACACUAUUCAUAUCCUUUUCAAAACAACAACUCUAGUCGAAUAUCACUUCAUUUGUUAAAUGUAGUGGGCCAUUUCGUUUCCAGUUAUCAUCACUUUCCCCUCCUUCCACUAUCUGUUCACACUCACUACCUAUAUGUAUCACAACAAUGCCUGGUCUACAAUUUAAUGAUAUUUAUUAAAAAGCACAAUUGUAAUAGGUAUAAAGAAAUGAGGAGGGAACCGAACAAAAUGUUAGAAAUUUACAUUCAAAUGUUACCGCGAUUAGCGAAGAAACGUUGUGAGAGAAGCAAGCAUGAAAAAGAAGAAAGAGAUGUUAGUACAGUGUUUAUGUUAAUGUUUAACGAGUAAAUCAAUGAAAAUUUCAUCAACCGUCAUGAAGCAUGCAGCUGAAAUGUAUAUACUCAAAGUAUCAUUCAGGCUUGAUAAAA